AUGAGUGUUAAAGAAGAAGAAAGUCGGAUUAAGGAAAUAUUAGAUUCUCUACAACUUUUGGCAUCUGAAGGUGACAUACCAGUUCAUGCAUUUAGUAUGUUAAUGAAAAAUUCUAAUAGUUAUAUAAUUUGUGAACAAUUACAUCAUAAAUGGUUGAGUGAUGCUUUGUUUGCCGAGAUUGCUGCUAAGAUAAUUAAACAUUUACAUAAUAUGGAUAAAAGAGAUGUUGCUUUGUCAUCAGGAUGCCUGGCACUAGUCAUUAAUGAUUAUAAAAAUUGGGGAAAUAUGAGGAAAAAAUCAAGAUUUAUGUUUAGAAAUUCUGUUAGAGCUUUAAUUGAACUAUAUCCUGUUUAUGUUAAAAUAGAUAAUUGUAUCUCUCAAUCAAUGAUAUUACCUAUGUUUCAUUCAUUACAUUUAUUAAUUGACUUAGAUCCAUCAGAGGAUGAUAUUAUGUGUUUGACUGAGUUAAUGAUAAAAUUUGGUGAUUUAUUUUCUGAGUUAAAUAGUGUUGAGUGUGAUAAAUUAGUUAUAAAAUUAAGGAAAAUUUUAUGUCGUGAUGAUUUAAGUUUUACAAGAAAAUGUAAAUAUAUGAUUUUACAAGUAAUGGAUUUUUGGACAUAUUCUUGGGAUAAAACAGUUAUACCAGAUUGUCUUUUAGAAUUUUAUAAUGAAAAUGAAAAUAAUAAUAGUAAUAAUAAUAAUAAUAAUAAUAAUGAAAUAAAAAAAGAAGAAAAGAAAAAUGGAGAAGUUAAAAUAAAUAUUUGUCAAGAUAAAGAAGAUAUUUUAGAAAAUGAAAUAAUUGCACUUUUAUUAAACAAUGAUAAUCAAGAGACAGAGCUUUAA
Molecule: messenger RNA, 843 nt
Organism: Strongyloides ratti
Lineage: Eukaryota; Metazoa; Nematoda; Chromadorea; Rhabditida; Strongyloididae
Product: MIF4-like, type 1/2/3 domain and Armadillo-type fold domain-containing protein
Exons: 2
Coding region: 1-843 (280 amino acids)
Source: RefSeq, a predicted model, not a curated record